AAUCUUCACAUAUUGACAGAUCUGCAUUCACUGAUGAUAGUGAACUCAAUGUUGAAUCAUUGAUCAAGAACUUGAAGAACAUGAUAAUGAAGAAAUUGUCUGUGUCAUAUAUAAUCAGGUCUCUCAUGUCCCUCUCUGCUCUCUCUGUUUCUUUCUCUGUCACUCUCUCUCAAUCUUCUACACCUGCCUCUGUGUCUGAUUCUCCCGCUUCUGCUAUCCCUGUUCCUGUGACCCCUACUCUCACUACUCCUGGUUUUGCUGUCUCUGCUUUCAUUACUAGCUCUCCCCAUUUCAAGAAGAUAUUGUAUAGACUCAGUAAAUCACAUUUCUCAAGAAUCACUCUCUCUCUUAACAGUGUCAAGAUUAUAA
Molecule: messenger RNA, 369 nt
Organism: Blastomyces gilchristii SLH14081
Lineage: Eukaryota; Fungi; Ascomycota; Eurotiomycetes; Onygenales; Ajellomycetaceae
Exons: 2
Source: RefSeq, a predicted model, not a curated record